CAUAUCGAGCUAUUUUAUUGUUAAACUAGCCCAUCAGUUGCUCUUAAUGCUAUCAUUUGACAACGUAAUCGCAUACAAAGUCAGUUAACUGUAAAAUUUUUGGGAGCACUGACGUCAACAACGUAGAACUGUCAAAAUGGCGGAGAAGAAGAAAGGAAAGAAACGCAAAGAGGAGUACCAGUCUACAGAUUCUGUGGAUAAACCAUCAAAAGAGGAAUUCGUGAUAGCUAAAUGGAUGCGAAAUAACGUACCAAUUAAAAAGACCAAAUUUCUUAAUCACAAUGUGGAAUAUUUUACAGCCAAGAGAGCAGUGGACGCUCUCAUGGAAUCAAAAUGGGCCCAGGGGGAUGAACCAUUCUUCAAAACUCGCGAAGACAUCAUUGAUUAUCUCCACUUAAUGUUAGUACAUAAAUUUUAUCAUAGAGCUCGAAAAGUACCAGUUUCGGAAUCAGAACUAAAAGGUAAAAAGAAAGAGAAAAAAAUUGAACCCGAGGAAAAAGAGAAAAUCAAAGAAAAAGAAAAGGUUACUGAUGCUGAAAGUAGCGUCGUUGAAUGGAAAGAAAAGGAACAACAGCCAGAGAAAGAAAAACGUAAGAAGAAAAUUAGAUUAGAUAUGCAUAAUGAUCAAAGAUUUGUUGACGGAAUGGAUGCAUAUGUUUGGAUUUAUGAUCCCAUACCCUUCCAUUACUGGAUAAUCGGAACUUUGUUAGUUCUUGGAGCAAUAGGAGUUUGUCUCUUCCCUUUGUGGCCACCAAGCGUUCGGCUAGGAGUGUAUUAUUUGAGUGUUGCGGCUGCUGGGUUUUUGGUAACAAUUAUUGUUUUGGCUGUGAUUCGCCUUGUAGUUUUCUGUCUGAUUUGGGUGUGCUCUAUGGGUAAACAUCAUUUGUGGAUUCUUCCAAAUUUAACUGAAGACGUUGGCUUCUUUGCUUCAUUUUGGCCAUUGUAUAAUUAUGAGUAUAAAGGAAAAGAUAAAUCCCGUUCCAAGAAAGAAAAAGUGAAGAAGAAAAAGAAAGAUAAAGAUUCGGACGCCGAACAAGAAUCUGAAGAUAAAAGUAAAUUAGGUACAGAAAUUAUCCAACAAGUGACGAAUGGUUCAGAGGAUAAGCAUAGCGAAGGUGGCAUUGGCAGCCCCGAAGGAGGAAGUCAGGUGGAGGUGUUAGGAGCUUCAGAAACGGAAAGUGAGUCAAGUCAACGAUCAAGCACGGGCAAAGAUUUUGAAAUAGUUGAUCAAGAUGAAUUGGAAAAUUAAUGUGUAAUUAGUUCGUUAGUUUGCAGUCGCACAUUUUCGGUCUGGUGUAGAUAAGAUCUGAGGUCACUUGAUUCAAUUGUUUUCGUUGUGGGUGAUUCAAGAAUUUAAAUUUUGUUUGCAAGUCAAGUGGACCUACGGAUUUUUGUUUAGUUUCCUAUUACAAGUUUAUUUUACUAUAAACUAUUCAUUUUUAUUAAGAGUUCAUAGUUUGAAAUUUAUAUGAAGUGUUUGAUUUUGCAUUUAUUUUUCCGUUACAUUGGAUGACUUGGGAUUAAAGAUCUUUGUAACUAUUUGGUGCUAAUACUUAAAUUGCCCAUUUAUUUAUUAUUUUUAUCUGAAAAUGCAUUUAGACAAUUUAUCUUACCAAGUGUUUUCAUAUAGUUAUUAUAUUGAUAUACAGAAUAAAGAUAUUGUAUAUAC
Zophobas morio is the source of this 1669-nucleotide messenger RNA. It is a transcript of the gene Trp1, whose product is annotated as translocation protein SEC62. Bases 137 to 1249 code for a protein of 370 amino acids. Gene Ontology annotation, cellular component: endoplasmic reticulum; endoplasmic reticulum membrane. The transcript has 7 exons. NCBI's taxonomy places the organism in Eukaryota, Metazoa, Arthropoda, Insecta, Coleoptera, Tenebrionidae. Gene Ontology annotation, biological process: post-translational protein targeting to membrane, translocation. The record is from RefSeq and is a predicted model, not a curated record.